This is a messenger RNA of Bicyclus anynana (squinting bush brown), 1740 nucleotides long. RefSeq names its product major facilitator superfamily domain-containing protein 12 (gene Bm-re). Gene Ontology annotation, biological process: carbohydrate transport. The coding region runs from base 193 to 1665 and encodes 490 amino acids. NCBI's taxonomy places the organism in Eukaryota, Metazoa, Arthropoda, Insecta, Lepidoptera, Nymphalidae. Gene Ontology annotation, molecular function: symporter activity. The record is from RefSeq and is a predicted model, not a curated record. The transcript is spliced from 10 exons. Gene Ontology annotation, cellular component: membrane.
CUCAUAUGUGCGUAGGAAUCCUCUCAAGCCACACGUGUCGGCUUACCCGUGAACUGUGAAACCCAAUACCACUGUCCCCAAUAAUAGUGAAGUGAAAAUGUUAAUAGACUUCAAUUCGUGUAUUAUGAUCGAAUAAUACCACACAGUGAAUGAUAGAUUUAUCGCGGAAGUAAAACGCUUAUCACUAAAACUAUGAAUGCUAAGUACGGUGCGACUAAUGCUGAAAUUACAGAGACUAGUGUAAAGCAGGAUGACACUGUUAAAGAAAUUGAUUUGAGUGUCCCGUGCAAAAGGCGAGGAUGGUGGAGAGUAAGCCAGAACCUCCUGUACGGCUUGGGCCACGUGUACAACGACCUAUGUGCUGCUAUGUGGUUCUCUUAUAUGAUGCUGUUCUUCCAAGCGGUACUCGAAAUGAGGGCUGUCAUAGCCGGCGCGAUGCUAUUGUUAGGUCAAGUGGUCGAUGCACUUGCCACUCCAGUUGUUGGCGUUUUAGCUGACAAAUACAGCACUAAGAAGUUUUGGCAUUUAAUAGGUUGCGCGGUUGUAACGUGUACAUUUCCCCUGUUGUUCAUACGAUGCUGGGGUUGCAGGCCUGGCAUCAACACCGAGUACUUGUCCUGGUGGAUGCCCUUUUAUUACGCUAUUCUGGUCAUCUUCUUCCAAAUAGGUUGGGCUGUAGUGCAAAUCUCCCACCUGGCGAUUAUACCAUCCAUUACAGACAAUCUACAAAUACGAUCAGAGUUGACGUCUAUAAGAUAUAUGGCUUCAGUAAUAUCGAGUCUCACUGUUUACUUCAUAACGUGGGUAGUUUUGAGAGCGACCAAUUACAGCACGUUUAUUGGACCGUCGGAUGAUUACAAAUUCCGGGAUGUAUCACUAAUAAUAUCUACCUUAGGAAUAGCUUCCUGCAUAAUAUUCCAUAUUUUCUUUAAACUUAAACCUCCUAUAGAAGAGAAACCUAAAGAGAAUGGGCAUGCAGUGGAAACCGGUGAAAAGGAUUCUACAAUAUUAUCAGCGAAGUCUAAAAUUAUGCAUUUUUUGCAAAUGCCUUUGUUAUAUCAAACGAGUUUGUUGUACGUUUUCUCGAGGUUAUACUGGGCGUUGAGUCUUGUUUACGUUCCGCUUUUCUUAGAAGAGCGAUUGUCAGUAAACGCGAACGCUGCCGCCGAGGGCUCUGAGCUAGUUGCCAGCGUGCCGCUCGUACUUUACAUUUCGUCACUAUUUUUCUCCUUUCUUUUAAAAAGCAACAUCAAUAAAAUCGGUCACCAGGUGGCGUACCUGAUUGGCAGUUUUCUCAGUUUAGUGAGCUGUAUGUGGAUCGCAUUAGCAAUAAGCCCAGACGCGCAUGUUGUACAGAUUUAUUUGGUGGCCACUUUAAUAGGAGCUGGCAGUUCGAUCACUCUAGUUUCAAGUCUAUGCGUCACUGCAGAUUUGAUAGGACCACAUUCGCACCAGGGCGCUUUGAUAUACUCCAUAGUGACGUUUGCUGACAAGUUAGUGACUGGAAUAGCUGUGGUGGCCAUAGAAAACUACAAAUGCGACGAUGUGCUGGAUUGCCCGCAGUACUACCGAGGCGUUCUGACGUAUGCUUGCGGAGGCAGCGCAGUGCUCGGCAUACUCUCAUUAUCUAUCACCACUAUAACUUCAAAACGUUGUAAACCUUAAAUUAUAAUAUUUUUUUAUACUAAUGUUACGUAAUUGUAGUACAAUAAAUAAAUUAUAUUAAUUACUGGCGGUCAA